Messenger RNA from Pichia membranifaciens NRRL Y-2026, 1704 nucleotides. RefSeq lists its product as hypothetical. Gene Ontology annotation, molecular function: glycosyltransferase activity. The coding region runs from base 1 to 1704 and encodes 567 amino acids. The transcript has a single exon. NCBI's taxonomy places the organism in Eukaryota, Fungi, Ascomycota, Pichiomycetes, Pichiales, Pichiaceae. The record is from RefSeq and is a predicted model, not a curated record.
AUGCAAACAUACAAGUCGAUGAUCAUCGAAAAGCCAGACAAAGUCGACUGGAACCGACUUGCUUACGUCUUCUAUGCUACCGGCCCCACAAAGCUAUUACCCCUACUUGUGAACGUGCGACAAUUGAGACAGAUCAACACGAAGGCUAAAAUACACGUCAUUUGUUCGUUUGACGUCGACCAAGAAUUAGGAGACAAAAGGGAGAAUCUAGAAUUGGUGAAGAUGGUCAAGCUUCUGAGACACACGUACUCUGCGGAGCUGGAAAAAUUUGACGCCAUCAAAUCCAAAUUCCACUCUGAUUCAACGUACUGGUCAGACUCCUUCACCAAGCUCCACGCAUUCAGUUUGACACAAUACGACCGUGUAAUCUACUUGGAUUCAGACUCCAUCAUCCGUAAGCGGAUGGAUCAGUUGUUCUUUUUACCACCAGCAUUGUUGGCAGCCCCACUAAACUAUGUCAAUCAUCCCGAGUUGCAACAACAAGAGGUGAUUUCAUUUUCCACUGGAGUGAAAAAUAAGAAUGAUUUACUACCACCAACACCAUUGGAGUAUACUAUACCAAUAAAAGAUACUUAUACUACUCUCAUUGGGAUCGAAGAGAACUUUGGUCCUGACUUUUUCUGGUCUUUAUACUCUACACUACCAUCCGUAGAGUCUGCAUUUGAUCUAUUCCCAGACUUAACCUUGGGUAGCUAUGUCAUGGUGAUUAUGCCUGAUAGAUCUGCCUAUGAAUGGAUUUGCAAAAUGGUGGAAGAAAAGAAAAUAGAGGAGUAUGAUAUGGAAAUCAUCAACAAUGUUUGGAAAAUGAGUGACCUCAUUGAUCACAAUCAGUACACUAGGACUUUAGACCCUAAUAGAACCAUUACUGGAGAAAAGGAUGAACAGGAAGAAGAUGAAGCGUUGGUUCAGAAUGAGUGGUUACGAGCUUCUUCUGUUCCUUCGUUGUUGUUGAUACCACAUGCACCAUACGCUUUGCUUUCUGGAGAAUUCAGGAAACCGUUGACAGAACAUAAUGCAUACUUGACUAUGCCACCUGAUUUUGGGUACUUGACAGAUUCGUCACCUAUGCUCAGCGUCGAGAGAUCAUACAAGAAUGGCAUUAGUUAUAAGAAUAUUGAUGAUGUUGUUGAUUUGUUUCCAGGAGUUCCAUACUGGGAUUGGGCUUGGAGGUUUGAUUUUGAAGGUAAUGCGCUGCCGAUUAAAGAGCUGAUGUCAGAUAUCGACAUUGAUAUGCUCAUGCAAGCUAACAAGAAUUCAGAAGGUAAAGAACUAGCAAAACGAAAUUUUGAUGAUAUCGAUUACGAUGAUGUCAUGACUACGGGUAUGGGUGUUGACAAAUUUGGAUGGGAUGGUAAAAAGAUCGCCGAUAACGCAAUUUAUAUUCAUUGGAGUGAUUAUCCUUUGGGCAAGCCUUGGGAAUUUCAAGAAGAAAGUGGUGGAUAUGCUGUGAACUCCAAAGAUCAAGAGGGUCCUAAUUGGUUUACAAAGAUGGCCGACGAGGCGGAUUUUAAGUGCAAAGAAGAAGCCGCCACUUUUUUUUCAUCUAUCGUUACGGAAGAACACAGUAAAGUUUCACAACUUCUUCAAAAGGAGAGGAAGUUUGCAGCGAGGGUUUGUGAAGAGAGUGUUGAGGCAUGGAAGGAGAUCUAUCGUGAGUAUUGGAGCAUCAUGAAGGAUGUUAAAGAAGAUAUUCAUUCUGUGUAA